AUGGUGGCAAUACCGGAAGCGAUGCACUUCUAUACCGGCAGCCUUUUCUCCAACUCCGGACGAGCACGCGAGGAUGAAGAAAUUCGAAUUACGAUUCAUAUCACCGGGGCUCUAAGCUACCAAAAAUACAUCAUCAAACUAUACCGUGCUCUCAUGACCUUCGGCACAACGCCUCGAGGAGUCGCUGCGCAUGACCGCCCCCAUUCUGGAGAUGAAGAGCCAAUUUUGUGCGCGGGCGAAGACAUGGAUGUUGGCAGGUUAAAAGGCAUCCCUGACAUAUACAAGGAGGUGUUGCAUGAUGUUAUUGAUGGCGAGGAAGCUACCGAGUGA
Pseudomassariella vexata is the source of this 330-nucleotide messenger RNA. RefSeq lists its product as uncharacterized. The transcript is spliced from 2 exons. Bases 1 to 330 code for a protein of 109 amino acids. Lineage: Eukaryota; Fungi; Ascomycota; Sordariomycetes; Amphisphaeriales; Pseudomassariaceae. The record is from RefSeq and is a predicted model, not a curated record.